Molecule: messenger RNA, 2034 nt
Organism: Cucurbitaria berberidis CBS 394.84
Lineage: Eukaryota; Fungi; Ascomycota; Dothideomycetes; Pleosporales; Cucurbitariaceae
Product: cupin domain-containing protein
Exons: 5
Coding region: 1-2034 (677 amino acids)
Biological process (GO): spindle attachment to meiosis I kinetochore; attachment of mitotic spindle microtubules to kinetochore; kinetochore assembly
Cellular component (GO): kinetochore
Molecular function (GO): centromeric DNA binding
Source: RefSeq, a predicted model, not a curated record
AUGGCCCCCCAAAGAAAACGCGAAAAUCGCGAAAACAACUUUUACAACGUCGGUGUGCAGGGCAGGAAGACGGGCAUCACACUCGCAGACAGAGGUAUAUACGAUGAACAUGGAUUGGAACCCAUCUCAGGCAUCUUUUCGUCGCCGGAGAAGUCACCACCUAAGCGGGGAGGCACCGUAACCGCGUCCGAGUCGAUGGAAAUCCAGGAGAGCUCCAUUCCAGACCUUACAACAUCCCACCAGAUACUGCGCAAUAGCCGCACACUUCUCCCUCCACCUCGAUCGCGAUCGCCUAAGAAAACGACACUUGGCUCGUCACCGCGCCGGCAAUCUUCCAUGGCCCCGCGAGCCAGCUCAUUGAACGCCUCUAGUCCACCACGCUCUGCUUCACAUCCUAUUGCCCGCCGACUAGAUUUUGAGCAUGAUGAAUCGAGCUUGCAGGAGACACCUGCCUUAAGCGGAUCGGGUGCGCGGCGUGGAAAGCGCACAAGUGUGUACGACAUACCCGAAGGCAGUUCGCCCACCCGACAAACUAGCGCUGUGCUGGAGGAGAACUAUGAGGAGGAGGGAGAGGAGGCGGAAGAGGAAGAGGAUGAUAUGACAGCCAAUGAUGACUCGGUGAACAUUAACGCUGUUGGCGAGGAGAGCUUUGUCGCGCAGGUUGCGGAUGACGCAACCACAGGCGCUGAGGUGGAUGCCAUUGAGGAUUUUCUAAAUCUCGGGGACGUCGAAGAGUCGGAAAUCGAACCUGAGCCCGUGAAACAGCCAGCAAAGAGGGGCAGGAAACGAAAGAGCGAUGUACUUGGACCAGUGCAGGAAGCAGAGACCAAUACACCAAAGUCACGCAAACGAGAUGUUGCUUCAGCGCAAGCUACAGACUCGCAAAAGAAGGGCAAGAAGAGCGCGCCUGCACCGGCUGUUCAAUCUCGGCGACCCCAGCGAGUCUCGGAUGUUACUGAGCAGGAGCCGAGUAGACUGGAGUCGUCCAUCGAUGCUUCUGUAGACGCGUCUGAACAGGUUGAAGAAGCACCUAUUGCACCAAAACGUCGAGGUCGGCCUCCGCGGAUACAGCCAGAUGCCGAGAAGGAGAACGCCGCAUCCGCGAAAACCUCUAAGAAUGCCACUAGGAAAGAGAAGACGGAUGCGGUCUUCAAGAAACCUCCAAAGCCAGACGCAAAAUCCAAAGACAAAGAGGCAAAGAGCAAUCCAGAAGCAACGACGAAAGAAAAGACACCCCAAGCAGAAAGUGCAGAGACUGGUAAGCUCGUUGACGUGUAUGGCAACCCUCUUACCAAGAAAGAUCUCGAGCAAAUGUCGACAACUUCGGCUGGAUCACGAUUCGGACGAGGACGCCACUUAUCCGUCUUCCGUGAGAUGGAUCCUGAGGCUAUCGCUCGUGUUGGGCGAACGGGCAGGCAUCGUGUUGCUCCUAUGGAUUUUUGGAAGAACGACAGAAUCUCAUACGAUGUUGACGGCAGCAUGACAUCGAUUGUGAAAAACCAAGAUCCAGAAGAGCCCGCGCGAAGACACAAAAGCUCAAGCACGAAGGGCAAGAAACGAACACUCACUGCAGUUGAAGAAGAAGAUGUGGAGCUUGAUCCCUGGGAGGAGGAGGAAGGUACAUUAGUUGGCAACUACAGAGACUUCGAUCCUGUCACCGACGUCACGUCAACUAAUAUUAUCGAAGACACGAUCGCCUGGGCCGAGAAAGGCCUCCGGCCAUUAGAUGUCCCAGAUGGCUCAUUCAGGUAUGCCAAGCUCUCAUCCGUCGGAGCCUUCUUCAACUGGGGCCUCAUCGAGCUUCGAGCCGAUCAGAUGAAGCGCACCAAAAACUCGCGUAAGAUGCACAUGGUCUUCAACGUGCAAUCGGGCACAGUGGAAGUCAAGGUUCACGAGAAUGAGUUUACGGUUCACAGAUAUGGUAUAUGGCAAGUUCCUCGAGGCAACAUGUACAGCAUUAGGAACGUCGGCAGCGGGACGGCUCGCGUUUUCUUUGCCUCGGCGAGAGAGAUGAACGUCUCAGGUGAACAUUAG